GUAAACAGUUGCUACGAGUUCAUUGUUCUAAAAUAAAUAUUUACCGCAAAAGAAAUGUUAAUAGCCAUAUAUAUCUUGAAAAAUAACAAUAUUAAAGUGCAAAUUAGUAUUAUCAAGCGCAAGAAUUACAUAUUAUAGAGAAAAACAGACUGUGACUCAAUAGUGAGAAUUGAUGUUAAUGUACAAUAUCUACCAACUACUCUGUGAUAAAGUGUUGACAAAUAAAUCAUAAGUGAAAGUGAUAUGAACUUAUUAUUCUGAGAAAAUCAUCGUUUUCAGUGGAAUAGUAGUAAUACAGUUUAAAAUUAGUAAACGUCUUCUAAUUAUUUAAAUAAUAACGAUUAACAAAAGAUUUAUCUGGAAACUUCCAUGUCUUAUGCUAUUGGUCAACAGAGGACGCUACAGGUCAACAGAUAAUAUCUAAGUUUACCGCCAUCUGUCGGCAACUGGCAACAACGCGUAGUUCUUCGUGAAUGUUGUGCUUAUAAAUUCAUAAGUUUUUGCACGCUAUUGGAUGACAGAGUUCGCUAUACGUAAAUAAUAACAUUAACGAUGUCUUCAAAAUCUGUACCAGGCUGUUCGGGUUGCAAGAAAGCACUUCCAAAAAAAGAAUUCUUGCAAUGUUCUAUUUGUAAAGGGGCGUAUGAUUUGGAAUGUGCAAAUGUUAGCAGUAAACGCUACUACUCGUUCUACGCGACGGAUAAUGAUCGGAGAAAUAUUUGGAAAUGUCCCGAAUGUCUAUGUAAACAACCUAAGAGGGAUAAUACUGAUACCCCGGUUCGUAAUCCAACUCCAGUUUUAAAUACUGACAUGGAUAUUAUUUUGUCGAGUUCUAGUGUUCCUUGUGAUGAUAACAUUAACGUGACCCGACGGACGAAGAUAUCAAAAACAACUAGAGCAGAGGAAUAUUCGCUGAUUGAUCGAGAUGGUGAGGAUUCUCUCAGCCACGAAUCAGACAUCGGGCUUGUGCUGAGUGAGUUACGUGCCAUACGACAGGAAAUGAGUACGUUUCGGGCCGCUAUAACGAACCUAACUGCCGCAAUAACAUCACAGAAUGCGCGUCUUAACAGUUUGGAAACAAGAUUAGAUGCUGUAGAAACUAACAAACACGAAGUCAGUGACUGUCAAGAUAAAGAUUUGAGAGAAACAGUUUCUCAGUUAAAAAUGGAAAUUCUGGAACGGGACCAAGAAUUAUUAGCCAACGAUGUGGAGAUUUCAGGGUUCCCUGAGACACCAAAUGAAAACACCAUCCAUAUUAUUCUGUCUAUUGCAAACACACUCGGUGUAGAAUUGGAAGAGCGAGAUGUUGUUAGUGCGGGGCGUGUAGGUCCGGGACGGGCUCAUCUGCAGAGAAACGGAGCGAUGCCGCCGCGGCCGAGACCUAUUGCGGUGCGAGUGACACGCCGAGCUACCAGGGAUCACCUGCUGCGGGCCGCGCGCGUACGUCGUGUGCUCACUACCGAGGGUAUGGGGUUAUCGACUGCUACUCGCUCGUUUUAUAUCAAUGAGCGGCUAACGAAACAUAAUCGGCAGCUCUUCUAUAGGGCGCGAGAAUUUGCACAUCGCUGUAACUGGAAGUAUGUAUGGACCCGAAAUGGGACAAUAUUUGCGCGUAGAGAACAUGGAGGAACUUUAUCCAGGCUGCGUUCAGAUUUAGAUCUAAAAAAAAUUUUUGGAGACGAUACUGUUUGUGCUGCGUCUUAAUAUAUGUGAUAAUAAUAUCGUUAUGUUUAAUUGUACUUGCACAACAUGUUCAAUUGUAUACUGUGUGUUGCUACUGUUGCUACUGUUCGGAUUGGUGUUUUUAUUUCAUUGUUUAAACUUUUUUUACGAAAGGUUGCUAAUGUGUUUUCAUUUUUUUAUUUAUCAUUUGAGAGUCUAUAAAGUAUACUUUGAUAUUUGGUUUGUUAAAGUAUUUUAUAAUAUGUUACUGUUAUUUUACUAUUUUAUAUUUUGCACUAAAAGUAAAUUUGCAAUAAUUAAAUUAUGGUCGUUCCUUGUUACUUUAGUAUAUUACAGUGGACUUAUAAGUGUACUUUUCUCAAACACUAUUUAUUAUGAAAUAUUGUUUUUUUGUUUUUGUGUGUAUUACUUUUAUUAUUUUGCGUUUGGUGGAAUUAUUUGUAAGUUCAAUUAUAUUGUAGAAUGCUUUGAGUUGUUGUUGAUAUUUUACGGCACAGUAUAUUUAUCUGAGAAAUAUGCACUUACUGCUUCCGCUUUUAAGCCAUAUAUAUGUACAAUUGAAAUGUAUGAGGAGGGUUUUAUUUAUAUGUUGGAUCGGCGUCAUGUAAUUUGUUUGAAAAAAUAUUUUAGCAAUUGUAGGUAUAUAGAGAUGUCGCACGCUUUUAUUGUGAGGUUCAUUAAACAAAAAAAUAUGUCGUUGGGUUUUCUUAAUCCGGGUUCACUUGGUACAGGUCAUGAUGAGUUUUUGGUGACAGUGGAGAAGCACAAUGUGGAUAUCCUGGCUAUUAAUGAGACCUGGCUUAAAAUAGGCGAGGAGGCACGUGCUCCUUCUCCACCAGGCUACACAUUGCGUCAUAUUCCUCGCCCAUCUGGCACACGCUCUCGUGGCGGUGGUGUGGGUUUUUACAUUCGUAGAGGUAUUCAUGCUCGUCUGCUUGCGCAUCCUCUUGCGCCCUCUGUUGAACAAAUGUGGCUUGGUAUUACUGUAAAUGGAAUUAAGUUGGCUAUUGGUACUGCUUACAGACCUCCUUGGUUGAACGUGAAUACUUUCCUAGAUGCAUUAACAGCAUCAAUAACCUCACUAUCCACUUUUGAUCACAUCAUGGUGAUGGGUGAUUUUAACAUUAAUAUGCUGGGAUCUUGUGAUGGUAGCGCAAUUAAAUUAUUAGAAUUUUUGGAACAUAUGAAUCUUCGCCAAUAUGUAACGAAACCAACUCAUUUUACUGAUCAUUCGAAGACUUUACUUGACGUAAUAUGCAGCAGCAGUAGGGUUAUGAACGUUAUAAUUGACUAUGUGCCAGAUCUC
This is a messenger RNA of Achroia grisella, 2989 nucleotides long. RefSeq lists its product as uncharacterized. The record is from RefSeq and is a predicted model, not a curated record. Lineage: Eukaryota; Metazoa; Arthropoda; Insecta; Lepidoptera; Pyralidae. The coding region runs from base 553 to 1704 and encodes 383 amino acids. The transcript has a single exon.